AUUUAAUAUCUAUUAAUAUAAACUAUAUAAAUAAUGGCCAUUCGAUUUUUCCUUUUCGCUAAUGGCAUUUUGGAUAUUUAAAAGGCAAAGUAGGGGUAGUUUUGGUAUAAUACCAACUUUUGUUACAGUCCAUCUUCUACAUUGCAAGCAGCACUCCUAUUUCUCUCAUUCCCCUCCCCCUCUCUUUCUCUCUCCCUUUCUAUCACCAUUCUUAAAACCAAUAGCAGCUUAUACUGAUAAAUAUAGAUACGUACACUGAUAUACACUCACAUAUAAAGAGAUGUGGAGGUGCGUGUCACGUGGUCUUCGUAUUCCCUCCCGGAGAUCCACCGCCGGCGGCUUUCUCUCACAACGAUUCUUCGCUUCUGAAUCGCGUGUCGGAUCAUCAUAUACGAUAGUUGAUCAUACAUACGACGCCGUUGUGGUUGGGGCUGGAGGUGCCGGUCUUCGAGCUGCGAUAGGGCUUUCCGAGCAUGGAUUUAAUACUGCUUGCAUUACCAAGCUGUUCCCUACACGUUCUCACACUGUUGCAGCUCAGGGAGGUAUAAAUGCUGCAUUAGGAAACAUGACUGUGGAUGACUGGAGGUGGCACAUGUAUGACACAGUUAAGGGAAGCGAUUGGCUAGGUGAUCAAGAUGCUAUCCAAUACAUGUGUAGAGAAGCACCCAAAGCAGUUAUCGAACUUGAAAACUAUGGUUUACCAUUUUCUCGAACUGAAGAGGGCAAAAUAUACCAACGUGCAUUUGGUGGUCAAAGUCUUGACUUUGGCAAUGGUGGACAAGCUUAUCGUUGUGCUUGUGCUGCUGAUAGAACUGGUCAUGCUUUGUUGCAUACAUUAUAUGGUCAAGCAAUGAAACAUAACACACAGUUCUUCGUGGAAUAUUUUGCUUUGGAUCUAAUCAUGGGUAGUGAUGGAAGCUGCCAAGGUGUCAUUGCACUGAACAUGGAGGAUGGGACACUACAUAGAUUCCGUUCUUCUUCAACAAUCUUGGCAACUGGGGGUUAUGGUAGAGCAUAUUUCUCAGCAACCUCUGCUCAUACAUGCACAGGAGAUGGAAAUGCUAUGGUUGCACGUGCAGGCCUUCCUCUCGAGGAUCUUGAGUUUGUGCAAUUUCAUCCCACUGGUAUAUAUGGUGCUGGGUGCCUUAUUACUGAAGGAUCUCGUGGUGAAGGGGGUAUUUUAAGGAAUAGUGAAGGUGAAAGAUUUAUGGAACGUUAUGCUCCAACUGCAAAGGAUCUUGCAUCAAGGGAUGUUGUUUCAAGAUCCAUGACAAUGGAAAUCAGAGAAGGUCGUGGUGUAGGACCAAUGAAGGAUCACAUUUAUCUUCACUUGAAUCACCUACCACCAGAGGUUCUCAAGGAGAGACUCCCUGGUAUCUCUGAAACUGCUGCAAUCUUUGCUGGUGUUGAUGUUACAAAGGAGCCAAUUCCAGUUUUGCCAACUGUCCAUUACAACAUGGGUGGAAUCCCAACUAAUUACCAUGGCGAGGUUGUAAACAAAAAAGGUGAUAAUCCCGAUGCCAUUGUUCCUGGACUUAUGGCUGCUGGAGAAGCAGCAUGUGCUUCCGUUCAUGGUGCUAAUCGUCUUGGAGCAAAUUCUCUUCUUGACAUUGUUGUGUUUGGUAGAGCUUGUGCUAAUAGAGUUGCAGAGAUCCAUAAGCCAGGUGAAAAACAAGCACCAUUGUCAAAGGAUGCUGGAGAGAAGACGAUUGCAUGGUUAGACAAAAUCAGGAAUUCAAAUGGUUCACUUCAUACCUCUCAGAUCCGAUUGAACAUGCAGCGAAUCAUGCAGAAUAAUGCUGCUGUGUUUCGCACACAGGAGACAUUAGAAGAAGGUUGUGAUCUGAUUGACAAAGCAUGGGAGAGUUAUCAUGAUGUCAAAUUGAAAGAUAGAAGCUUGAUAUGGAACUCGGACUUGCUAGAGACAAUAGAGUUGGAGAACCUUUUGAUCAAUGCAUGCAUCACCAUGCAUUCAGCUGAAGCCAGGAAAGAGAGUAGAGGAGCUCAUGCUCGUGAAGAUUUCACGAAAAGAGAUGAUGAGAAAUGGAUGAAACACACACUCGGAUACUGGGAGAAUGAGAAGGUGCGACUAGACUACAGGCCGGUUCACAUGAACACUCUUGAUGAUGAUGUGCAGACUUUCCCACCAAAGGCUCGCGUGUAUUAAUAAAAUCCUUGCACAUGGAUUGAAUUUGCUGGUUAUCAUUAUCAAGAAUUAUUUUAUUAUAUGCAAAAUUUUGAUAAUAAAUUGUUGUUGCAUUCGUCGUUUGAUGCAAAACCCUGAAAACCUGCACAUAAGUUGUCUCUGGUAGAUUGUGUUUGUAACUUUGUUUUUUAGACUUAGAGCGUAAUGAUUUAUGCUUACUGCUUUGACUUGACAUGGAUAAAGCCAAAGUGUGUCUAAGUUGACAAUAAGAUUGUAGUUUAUAAAGUUAAAGAUAUCUCAUAUGCGUGUAUGAAAAUGGUUAUAUAUGGUGAUAAUUACAUCUUAUAAUUGUGAUGAAA
This is a messenger RNA of Lactuca saligna, 2505 nucleotides long. The record is from the annotation of a GenBank genome assembly. Lineage: Eukaryota; Viridiplantae; Streptophyta; Magnoliopsida; Asterales; Asteraceae.